Molecule: messenger RNA, 1065 nt
Organism: Fusarium sp. VM40
Lineage: Eukaryota; Fungi; Ascomycota; Sordariomycetes; Hypocreales; Nectriaceae
Source: the annotation of a GenBank genome assembly
AUGAAGUCCGUCGUCGCUAGCCUCGGCAUGCUCGCCGCUGUCGCCAACGCUUACCAGUUCCCCCAACACGCCCACUACCGCCGAGACAACGGAACCGACACUCAGACCACUCUGACUGUCAAGACCACCGUCGUUGAGACCAUCACCAGCUGCGCUCCUACCGUCACCAACUGCCCUGCUCGUGACCAGACUGCCAUUGCUCAGCUCCCCGAGUCCGACAAGGUCACUUACACUGCUACUCACACCGUCGUUCUCACCGAGGUUGUCUGCCCCGUCUCUGACGCCAGCUCUAUCUACACCUCCGUUCUCCACGAUGCCGAGACCGGUGGUGUUACUGGCAAGACCAUUCCUGCCACCGCUGCCGUCCCCAUGACCACUGGCGUCGCCUACCCUCCCCCCACUGAGGGUGACAAGACCGUUGUCUCCGACUACACCACCGACCAGGUUGUCACCCUUACCCAGGGUGAGGAGACCAUCACCACCACCAUCCACAAGACCCUCCAGACCACCAUCACCGUCCCCGCUGGCCCUGAGGUCACCGAUGACGGUUCCAAGGGCAACGGAACCCCUGAGGAUGAUACUACUACCACUACCACCAAGACUACCACUGGUACCAUCACCAAGACCAUCCAGCGCGUUGAUGAGACCAAGCCCGCUACUGGCGGUGACAACGGCUACAGCACCGGCAAGAGCGAGGGUGAGGACGAUGGCUCCAAGGGUACUGGCAACGGUAACGGAAACGGAAACGGCUCCAACAACGGUGGCUCCGGCUCCGGCGAGUGUGUCCCUGAGACCGUCACCGUCACUGCCCCUGCAUCCACCGUCUACGUUACCGUCGUCCCUGAGCCCACCAAGACCAACGGCGAUGCCGCCACUGUUACCGGCAAGGCCACUGAUGACUCUGAGGAUGGCGAUGACUCCGAGGAUGAUGAGGAUGACGAGGAUGAGAUCUGCGACACCACCACCACCUUGGAGGCUACCGUCACCGUUGUCCCUUACCCUGUCAACGGUACCGCCACCGGUGGUUACGCUAAGCCCACUGGUUUCUCCCGCCGUCUCCGCUAA